Messenger RNA from Pieris macdunnoughi, 531 nucleotides. The record is from the annotation of a GenBank genome assembly. NCBI's taxonomy places the organism in Eukaryota, Metazoa, Arthropoda, Insecta, Lepidoptera, Pieridae.
AUGCACAUCGGUGGACAGCUAAUAUUUUGUGAUAUGCUACAUUGUGUUGGCAUCAGUAUGCCAAGAUGUGACCUUUUAGUUCGAUUAGAGGCAAACACCAUAGAAGAAGCAGAACAACCAAUGGAGCAGGCGGGAUUAAGGAAGAGUUUCUCAACUGCAGACCACAUUCACACUCUGGAAAUUCUGAUUGAAAAAUACCAAGAAAAACAGCGAGCUCUUUAUAUCGCCUACAUCGACUACAAAAACACAAAGAUACCGUUUCACAUGUAUGCACUAAUAGAGCAAGGAGUAGCGAAGGAGUAUAUAAAAAUAUUAAAAAGUAUAUAUCGUAACAACACGGGCAGAGUCAAACUUGUGAAAGUCGGUCCAAGCUUUCUCAUAAAAAGAUGUAUGAAAAGGAGACCCGGCAUCCCCUAUGCUGUGAAUUGCCAUCCUAGAGUCGAUAAUAAAAUAACUAUACUGGGGAACAAGCGGCCUGAGAUCCUUGGAGGAGGCCUUCACCUGCGGAGGGGUUCUUGUUCUCGGAAAUAG